This is a messenger RNA of Syngnathoides biaculeatus (alligator pipefish), 1663 nucleotides long. It is a transcript of the gene c22h10orf88, whose product is annotated as chromosome 22 C10orf88 homolog. Lineage: Eukaryota; Metazoa; Chordata; Actinopteri; Syngnathiformes; Syngnathidae. The record is from RefSeq and is a predicted model, not a curated record. The transcript has 7 exons. Bases 136 to 1194 code for a protein of 352 amino acids.
GAGGCGGACCCCACCUUCGCACCCGGAAGCGGAAGCGGACGCCUUUCUCGUGUGGACGUUUCGCCUUGGAAACGAAGUCCGCAGAUUUCUUUUUCUUUUCUUUGAGCAGCUAAACACUUGCAGUGGAGUCCGUUCAUGGUCACAAUUCGCCAGAAGUUAUGCGAAGAUGAAGACCGCAAAUCGGCGUCAUUAAAUGAACAGUUUGACGCGGGAGACAUGUCACUAGCGUCCGUCUCCGUGACGAUCGGAGCGGCGUGGCAGUGUCGAACCGAAGGCCGCCGCCUGGUCGACGUGGUGCGGGCGGUCCACGUCACGGCGCCGGAUGAUGGCGACGGCGAAGAGGAACACAAGCUGACGGAGAGAAUCGGGGACGGCGGCGUCCUGUUGGAGCGGGCGCACGGCGCCGAGGCGGAGCCUUGCGUCCUGACGCUGAGCUGCGGCCCCGCCGCCAUCAGCCGCCUGACGCUGGUGAGCGAGGCUCGGACCAUGGAGGUGUACCUGCCCACGGGCGAAUACUGCGCCACGGUCCGGGGGGACAAGCAGGACCGCGUCCGCCUCGGCGACAGGGGACCUUUCUACAGGAAGCAGCUGAGACUGGACGCCGCGCCGUCAUCCUGCGACGUGAAGCUGCUGUCUCUGUCGGGUCGAAGCAACGUGUUGCUGUGCGGCGCGCUGGUGGGGCUCCGCCCGCCGCGGCCCCCCCCGGCCCGCGACGGCGGCGCCGUCGACCUUCGGCGGGUUCGCGGCCUGGUGGACGAGAUGGGCGCCAGCCUGUCGCCGGGCGCUCAGAACCUGAUGGAGAUGCUGCGGCUCCAGCAGAAGGCCGCGGCGGACUCUGCCCCCGACGACCUCGUGCCGGACGAGAUGGUGCGCCGCGUCCUGAAGGCCGGGGCCCCGCCCCCGGAGAUGCUGCGCAAGGUGUGCGGACAGGUGACGCGGCUUCGACUGGACCGGGACCGGACGCCGGCUGCGGACGCGUGGAUGGAGCGCCGCCUGGAGGAGAUGGAGCGCCGUCUGAAGGAGCACGUGGACCGCCGCCUGGACGCUCUGGAGCGCAAGCUGGAGAAAGCCUUGCUCGGGGACCGGGCGAGAGGGCGCCCGGGGUCACCUGGCCCGGACGAAGAGGCGCGGUCCAAAGUCCGCACUAACCAAGAGACGGAACCGCUGGUGAAGUACGACGCUAACUCGAUUUAACGGUGACACGACUUGCGAGUUUUUUCCGGGGGGGUCGUUCAAAAUUUUCGAGCUCGAGGAAGGUGGGGGGAACGCUUUCAGCCGUUUGUUGAACGGGACGGGAGCGCGAAUCCCAAAGGAGCGUGGUCAAAAGUACAGAAAGCUGAAAAAUGGCCUCUCGUGCACUAACAAAGUAUUGAAUCGCCUCCGGUGGCUUCCCAGAAACUGGUCGGCAGCGCACCAGCGGCACACGUAAACGUUCCAGGAAAUGAACCAGAGUGACGCGAGCUUACAUAAUGUCGACUUCUUCAUCAAUAAACAUGACAUCAUGCUAACAUUUCACUGGGCGCCAUAUUGGCCAACCGCCACUUGGCGCCCGACGCUUCCGUUGAUUUUUUUUUUUUUUUUUUUCUCAACGCUCGCCGGCUAGCGUCCUGUUUGUAACACGCGGCUUCCGACGGCGUUCACAACCAAUAAAAACAAUAUUUCU